AUGGCGCUCAGCUCCCGGGCUCACGCCUUCUCGGUGGAAGCUCUCGUGGGCCGCUCGGCCAAGAGAAAGGGACCCGACGGCCGCGACGAGGAGAGCGGGGCGGGCUGCAGGCAGAGCCGCAGAGCAUCCGAGCCCGAGAAGCGGCCCAAGGCCGGCACCGAGAGCCGGGAGGUGGGGGACGAGGUGCAGGUGGAGCUGCAGGGCUCUGAGCUUUGGAAGAGGUUCCACGAGAUCGGCACCGAGAUGAUCAUCACCAAGGCCGGCAGGCGGAUGUUCCCAUCAGUCAGGGUGAAGGUGAAGGGGCUGGAGCCAAUGCAACAGUAUUACAUCGCCAUCGACGUCGUGCCAGUGGACUCCAAACGGUACAGGUACGUCUACCACAGCUCGCAGUGGAUGGUGGCAGGGAACACGGACCACUCCUGCAUCACACCACGGCUCUACAUCCACCCUGACUCCCCCUGCUCGGGGGAAACAUGGAUGAGGCAAAUCAUCAGCUUCGACCGGGUGAAGCUCACCAACAACGAGAUGGACGACAAGGGGCACAUCAUCCUGCAGUCCAUGCACAAGUACAAGCCCCGCGUCCACGUUAUUGCCCAGGACUCCCGCUUCGACCUGGCGCAGAUUCAGUCGCUGCCAGCCGAAGGGGUGCAAACCUUCUCCUUCCAAGAGACCGAGUUCACCACGGUGACGGCCUACCAGAACCAGCAGAUCACCAAGCUGAAGAUCGACAGGAAUCCCUUUGCCAAAGGCUUUCGGGACCCUGGCAGGAACAGGGGAGUGCUGGAUGGGCUCCUGGAGCCGUUCCCAUGGCGGCCACAACUCGCUCUGGACUUGAAGGCUUUCGGGGCGGACAGUCAGGGCAGCAGCUCCAGCUCCUCCCCGGUGACCUCCAGUGCUGGGACACCCUCUCCUCUCAACCCGCUGCUGUCCCCUCCGUGCUCACCUCCCACCUUCCACCUGGCUGUGAGCGGUGCCGGCGCGCCGUGCCCUGAGCCCCACCUGCCCGGCCUCGGCGUGCCCCUCUGCUACCGGCUGUGCUCCGCCAACCUCCUCCGCCAGCAGCCCCUCAUCCUCCCCAGCCACCAGAAGCCAGGCAGCCCCGCUCCCCCCGUCCUGCCCCACUUUGUGGUCGAUGUGCCCAAGCUCUCCUCCCUCGGCAUCGCCAGCCUGAAGAGCUCGAAGUCUGAAGACCUGAAUGGGCCGUGUCUGCAGGUCCCCAACUCUGCCAGCCAAAUGCUGUAUGGAUUACACGCAUCUGGAAACAUUUUCCCAUCGAGUCCCAUUGCUCGGGAAGCACUUAAUUGUUCCUUACAUCCUCCAUAUGGUUUGUACGGCUACAGCUUCUCCGUGCCAUCCAGACUGACGAGCGCGGCGAGCCAUUUUGGGGUGAGUGACAGCCUGCCUGCUGCCUUCAGGGACGGCCGGUGCAAUCACCCCAGCUGGCACUCAGCAAUUAACCACUGCCUUUAG
Messenger RNA from Lagopus muta (rock ptarmigan), 1470 nucleotides. RefSeq names its product T-box transcription factor 22 (gene TBX22). Gene Ontology annotation, cellular component: nucleus. Gene Ontology annotation, molecular function: RNA polymerase II cis-regulatory region sequence-specific DNA binding; DNA-binding transcription factor activity, RNA polymerase II-specific. Bases 1 to 1470 code for a protein of 489 amino acids. The record is from RefSeq and is a predicted model, not a curated record. The transcript is spliced from 8 exons. NCBI's taxonomy places the organism in Eukaryota, Metazoa, Chordata, Aves, Galliformes, Phasianidae. Gene Ontology annotation, biological process: positive regulation of DNA-templated transcription; regulation of transcription by RNA polymerase II; cell fate specification.